ACAAGGGGCAAAGGAAGCUUCAGUGUCAGCAACCUCCUCCAUCCUUUCCCUCCCUAUAAAUACUCAUCAAAAUCCUCUUAAACAAUCCAAACCCGCUUCAAUUUCAACAUCCUUUCUUCUACAUUUAUAAACCGAAUCAGAUCAAGAAGCUCCGAUUCCUCUGCCAUGGCGGAUGUUGACAGGCGAAAAAGAACCAAAUAUGAAGAUAUCAAGGUGAAGGGAACACUGGUUUUGACCGAUAACCACUACAUCUCUUCCAGCAAAGACGAUUUAUUGGGUCGCAAAGUCUCUCUGCAACUCAUCAGUGCUGUUCGUUGUGAAUCUACUGCCAGGGGAUUGAGGGGAAAGCUUGGAAAAGAGGCUAACUUGAAGAAAUGGAUGAGCACAGUGAUCAGUCCUUCAACAAAUGGCGAUUCCACCUUCGAACUGGAUUUCGAUUGGGAGGAUGAAAUUGGGGUUCCAGGGGCAUUCUUGAUCAUAAACAGGCACCACAAAGAAUUCUACCUUAAAACACUGACAUUAGAACAAGUCCCCAAUUGUGGCAGGGUUCAUUUCGUCUGCAAUUCUUGGGUGUACCCAGAAGAGCAUUACAGCAAAAGAUAUAGGGUUUUUUUCUCUAAUCAGACGUUGGUUCCAGGCAAAACACCAGAGGCAUUACGUCGUUAUAGAGAGGAAGAGUUGGAGGAACUAAGAGGAAAUGGAACGGGAAAGCGUGAAGAAUGGGACAGGGUCUACGACUAUGAUCUCUACAAUGAUUUGAGCGAACCAGAUGCGGGAUCCGAACUUAUCCGUCCUAUUUUUGGAGGGUCUCAGGAGUACCCUUAUCCUCGCAGGUGUAGAACUGGCCGACCUCCAUCCAAGACAGAUCCCAACACCGAAAGCAGGAUCCCGAUUUUGAAGAGUUUAACAAUUUAUGUUCCAAGGGACGAAAGAUUCAGUCAGUUGAAGACGAGCGAUGUUUAUGCUUACGGGAUAAAACUGGUAUCACAGGGCUUACUACCUGGUUUUGGGGCAGUAUUCGACAAAGUUUCAGACGAGAUAGUUGGCACAUUCGAACAUCUUCUAAAACACAAGUUUGAGGCUGUAUCGAGCAACAAUUUCAAUGAGUUCUCAUCAUUUGAAGAUGUACUCAAGCUCUAUAAAGGAGCCCUGAAGAUACCGAAAUCCAAUUUGCUAGAAAGCGUCAGGGAGAAAAUUCCCUUGGAGUUCUUUAGGGAACUUCUCCGUUCUGAUGGCGAGCCUUUGGCAAAAUUCCCAACCCCACAAGUAAUCGAAGCGGAUACAUCUGCGUGGAUGACAGAUGAAGAAUUUGCAAGACAAAUGCUUGCAGGAAUUAACCCUGUUGUGAUCCGACGCCUCCAAGAGUUCCCUCCAACUAGCAAGUUAGAUCCGAAAAUAUUCGGCAACCAAAACAGCACGAUUAGGGAGGACCACAUAGAAUAUCAAAUGGAUGGACUUAGCGUAUCGGAGGCAAUCAAGUGCAACAAGCUGUUUAUAUUAGAUCACCAUGAUCCACUGAUGCCAUUUCUGAGGGGCAUAAACGAAACUUCCACCAAUACAUACGCCACUCGGACCAUUCUGUUCUUGCAAAAUGAUGGUACAUUGAAGCCACUGGCCAUCGAAUUGAGCGUGCCACAUCCGGAUGGUGACCAUGCCGGAGUUAUCAGUACAGUACACACACCAGCAUUCGAAGGGGCAAAAGGGACCAUUUGGCUGCUAGCAAAAACUUACGUUAAUGUAAAUGACUCGGGCUACCAUCAACUCGUUUGCCAUUGGCUGCAUACUCAUGCUUCAAUUGAACCAUUCAUAAUCGCAACAAAUAGGCAACUAAGCAUCAUUCAUCCGGUUCAUAAGCUUUUGCAUCCUCAUUUUCGUGACACGAUGAACAUCAAUGCUUUAUCCCGUCAAACACUAAUCAAUGCUGGCGGGCUUCUUGAGAAAACGGUUUUUCCCGAUAAAUACGCGUUGAAAUUGUCGUGUAAUAUGUACAAGGAGUGGGCAUUCCCAGAACAGGCACUUCCUGCUGAUUUAAUCAAGAGAGGUUUGGCGGUGAAGGACUCACGCUCUCCACAUGGCAUUCGUCUCCUUAUCGAAGACUACCCUUUUGCCAUUGACGGGCUUGAGGUAUGGUCCGCAAUAGAAUCAUGGGUGAAGGACUACGUUUGUAUCUAUUACAAGAAUGAUGAAGAGAUACAGAAUGAUUAUGAACUCAGAGAGUGGUGGCUUGAGGUUCGAACCAUGGGCCAUGGUGAUAAGAAGGACGAACCAUGGUGGCCUAAGAUGCAGACUCGUGAUGAACUCAUUGAAUCUUGCACCAUCAUCAUAUGGGUGGCUUCUGCACUCCAUGCAGCCGUGAAUUUCGGACAGUAUCCUUAUGGUGGCUACCUUCCGAACCGACCGGCCAUGAGCCGUAGGCUCAUACCUGAACCGGGAAGUGAUGAUUACGAUGAGCUCGAGACGAACCCUGAAAAAGCUUUCCUCAAAACCGUCACCCCCCAGCUGCAAAGCAUUCUCGGGAUUUCGCUGAUCGAGGUAUUGUCUCGGCAUUCGGCCGACGAGGUGUUUCUUGGAGAUAGAGAUACACCCGAGUGGACCACCGACGACGAGGCGUUGGAAGCGUUUGGAAAUUUUGGGGCAAAUUUGAGAAAGAUUGAGGGAAAGAUUGUGGAGAUGAAUCAGGAUGUGAGGUUGAGGAACAGGAAUGGACCUGCUAAAGUGCCCUACACUUUGCUGUAUCCGAGCAGCGAUAUCGGUCUUACGGGUCGCGGUAUUCCAAACAGUGUCUCGAUAUGAAGCAUUUUUCGGUCGGUUUUCCGUCGAUCUAUCAUAUUCCAUUUGAUAUCGUAUUCUUAUGUGGUUGUGUGCAUGUUCAUAUCCUUUUCGUCUCGUGCUUUUUCGGGGAAAAAACCGAUGAAGCGUAGUGUAAUAGGUAGUUUAUUACGGUAAUGAUCGGUAAUAAGUUCGAUUUCCACAUUUGUAUGUUUAGUUGGUAGUUUAUUAUAAUAAGGCAUUCGAUAUUUAUGCAUUGUUAAGUGAAUUAUCAAAGAUAAUAAAAGAAAAACGGACUUCAUUCA
This is a messenger RNA of Cynara cardunculus var. scolymus (artichoke), 3074 nucleotides long. RefSeq names its product probable linoleate 9S-lipoxygenase 5. The transcript has 9 exons. The record is from RefSeq and is a predicted model, not a curated record. Bases 166 to 2793 code for a protein of 875 amino acids. Gene Ontology annotation, molecular function: oxidoreductase activity, acting on single donors with incorporation of molecular oxygen, incorporation of two atoms of oxygen; protein binding; metal ion binding. NCBI's taxonomy places the organism in Eukaryota, Viridiplantae, Streptophyta, Magnoliopsida, Asterales, Asteraceae. Gene Ontology annotation, biological process: lipid oxidation.